UGUCAAACAAAGUGAAAGGGUUUGCACUUUGCAAAGACUUUGACUUGCAUACUUGCAUACUCAUGAAAGUGGUAAACCCGCCAAUCGGAGACAGAGGCCAACAAUCCCAUUUCCAUGGAGACCACUUUCGUUUCUCUUCUACUCCUCGCCACCAUCCACUCUUCUCUAUCAUCACUCCUUGGAGUUCAUCCUCUAGAUGAGAACUACUUUGCUUCUCAAGUAAUCAAAUGCAAGGACGGUUCAAAAUCGUUUAAUCGAGAUCGUCUCAACGAUAAUUAUUGUGAUUGUGUCGAUGGGACUGAUGAGCCUGGAACUUCAGCUUGUCCUAAAAGCAAAUUUUAUUGUAGAAACUUAGGAAGCACACCACAAUUUAUAUUUUCUUCUCGUGUAAAUGAUCGUAUUUGUGAUUGUUGUGAUGGAAGUGAUGAGAAUGAUGGCGGUAUCCGUUGUCCAAACUCAUGCAUCAUGGGUGGAAACAUAGAAUAUAAAAGUGACAAUGGUGUCUCGUUUAGCAACAAUGAUGAAGAACUCUCAACUGUCAGUAAUCUUGGCCAGACCAAAAAGGGAGGGAUGAAUUUGGAUGACUUGAUUGAGAAACUUAAAGGUUUGAAGAUGCUGAUAAUUCUUCAGUUAGUCCUCAUCGGCUUCCUGGUGAUCCUCAGGAUGUCCAGAAAGCGCGCAGCAGUCUCUAAAAGAAGACGGCGAUAAUAGCAUGAAUCUAAUUCCUUUACAUUUGUUGCUUCUAUCUUGGGCUGCGUCAGAUGAGAGGCCUGAAAUAACCUGAGGUGUUUUUCCUUCGGGAUUUUCUUUUUCCCUAACAGCACCUCUGGUCAAUGAAAAGUGUCGGGGCUCAUCUUGAUUUGCUCUUUCCAAUCAUGAGUUCCGAGCUGAGGACAGAGCUUGAAAGGAAGUACUUGGAUAUGAAAUAAUUUUGUUAUAAGUAUGUCUCUUAUACAAGAGUAUGACUUUGUAAUAAGAUCAUUUUACAUUCUGUGAGAAAUGCAAUGGAGAGUUGUUUUUUCUAUUAA
Molecule: messenger RNA, 1028 nt
Organism: Cannabis sativa
Lineage: Eukaryota; Viridiplantae; Streptophyta; Magnoliopsida; Rosales; Cannabaceae
Product: glucosidase 2 subunit beta
Exons: 5
Coding region: 115-708 (197 amino acids)
Biological process (GO): N-glycan processing
Cellular component (GO): glucosidase II complex
Molecular function (GO): protein binding
Source: RefSeq, a predicted model, not a curated record